This is a messenger RNA of Cydia fagiglandana, 1065 nucleotides long. It is a transcript of the gene RpII18, whose product is annotated as DNA-directed RNA polymerases I, II, and III subunit RPABC2. The transcript has 2 exons. The record is from RefSeq and is a predicted model, not a curated record. Gene Ontology annotation, cellular component: RNA polymerase II, core complex; nucleus; RNA polymerase III complex. Bases 102 to 500 code for a protein of 132 amino acids. Gene Ontology annotation, molecular function: DNA binding. NCBI's taxonomy places the organism in Eukaryota, Metazoa, Arthropoda, Insecta, Lepidoptera, Tortricidae. Gene Ontology annotation, biological process: tRNA transcription by RNA polymerase III; transcription by RNA polymerase II; transcription by RNA polymerase I.
UAUUUAUUCAUUAUUUAUUACAAUAUAGCUGAAUUGAAUUAAAUAAUACAAGGUGCAUGUUUAGUUUUCAUUUUAAAUCUUUAAAGAGAACUUAACUCGCAAUGGCUGAUGAGGAAUAUGAAGCUGACGACGCUGGGGCAGACUACGAUGAUAUCGCCGAAGAAGAUGACAACAUCGAAGAAGCCGAGGAGCAAGAGGAGGAGGGCUACAACGUGCAGUGUCUAGCUCCCGGCCAGGCUGGGGGAGGAGUCGAGAAAUCUAAAAGGAUAACCACCCGGUAUAUGACGAAAUACGAACGAGCUAGAGUCUUAGGUACCAGAGCACUUCAAAUAGCCAUGUGUGCCCCUGUGAUGGUGGAGCUGGAAGGUGAGACCGACCCCCUACAGAUAGCCAUGAAGGAACUCAAGCAACGGAAAAUUCCCAUUAUCAUCCGAAGAUACCUCCCUGACCAUUCCUAUGAAGACUGGAGCAUUGAUGAACUGAUCAUCAUUGAUCAUUAAUUCAUGCAAUACAUGACUUUUGGAUAAUUCUUGUAGAAGAUUAUCUUUGGUGAAACUACUUUUAUAAAUAAGAUUUAACUUAAGUCUUAUAUAACAGUAAUUCUGUUACAUCUAUUCAAAGUAGCAGUGACAUGAACUAAUCUAGCCGUGGGUGAAGUCGCAUCUGCGAGACUCUUUUCUUUCACUGUGCUCGAAGGGGCCUCUUACGAGGCCCCCCUUGAAGCAACAGCCCACUUUGCCCACGCCUAGCUAUGCCACUGCAAAGUAGUCACAUUUUUGACAUUGUGAUCACAAAACCUAGAAGUACAGUCAGCAGCAGUAAUAAUUAUCAUAUGCUUAUGAUUAUAGAGUUUCAUUCAUGUAACACAAUUUGUUUUUAAUAUGAAAGAAUCAAUAUUUUUUACAUUAAAGUAUCUUGCAUUAUCAUAUUCAUAGACUAUUUUGUCUUCAUCAUAAGAUAAAAAUACAGAACAAUUAGGAAUUACUAUUAAACUAUCAGAUCUUAAGUCAUCUAUGAUAGAUUAAAGUAGAUCAAACUCUACUAUUACAUCAGUAAACUGAAUGU